GUGACUUAGAAAACUACUGGCAUAAUAUCAUUCGGGAGUGCGAGAAGAGACGAGAACUUUUAGCGCAUGAAGCUGAAGAGAACCGUAUUCUUCUCGCCCUCUCCAAAGUAAACAAUAAGAUAAAAAUAACGAAAACCGAGCUUGCAGAAAUUACUAAUGAAUGGAAAAGAGGGAAAAGUCCAGAUUUAUUAUUCGAAAUCGAUGCUGACGUUUUUGAGUUGGACCUUUCGUUAUUACAGGAACAACAGCAACAACAAUCGCAUGCUAGUGGUUCAGAUUUUAAAACUUCUCAACUUGAGGAGCAAUCUAGGAUUACAAUAGAAGACCCUGAGGAUGAGAUUCGUUCUUCCGGUGCAGAUGAAGACUUCGAUAGGAAAAUAGGUGAUGAAGGAAGUCCUAGUACUGCUGUGGAUAGUGACUUCGAUGGAGAAAUAGGUGAAGAGCCUAAUGAAAAAGGAAACAAUAAUGUCUCUCCUGACACUAUUGUGGGUCCCCAACAAAAAAAUAAGAGAAAGAGGUCAACACCAUCGUUAACCCAAACCCGCGAAGUUAAUCUUUGA
Messenger RNA from Funneliformis caledonium, 560 nucleotides. NCBI's taxonomy places the organism in Eukaryota, Fungi, Glomeromycota, Glomeromycetes, Glomerales, Glomeraceae. The record is from the annotation of a GenBank genome assembly.